Sphenostylis stenocarpa is the source of this 2283-nucleotide messenger RNA. The record is from the annotation of a GenBank genome assembly. Lineage: Eukaryota; Viridiplantae; Streptophyta; Magnoliopsida; Fabales; Fabaceae.
AUGCUUGCUUUGCUACCGUAUUAUUUAUGCCUAAGUAUACUGUUAUGUACAUACCACUACUGUAAGCUGCCAUACCACAUAAUAGUAGGGCUUCCCUUGCUGUGGGUAGCAUUUUGCCUCGGCAAACCCUUCCUUCACCCUUAUCUGUUUCCUCAUAAAAUAGUUGCUGGUGCGACCAAUGAUGCAUUAUACAAGGAAUUGUGGCAUGCCUGUGCUGGACCCCUUGUCACGCUCCCGCGUGAAGGGGAGAGAGUUUAUUACUUCCCCCAAGGUCACAUGGAACAGCUCGAGGCAUCUAUGAAUCAGGUAUUGGAGCAGCAAAUGCCUUCCUUUAAUCUACCUUCCAAAAUAUUAUGUAAAGUGGUCAAUGUUCAUCUUCGAGCUGAACCUGAGACAGAUGAAGUAUAUGCACAAAUAACUUUACUUCCUGAAGCAGAUCAAAGCGAGGUGACAAGCCCUGACAAUCCUCUGGCUGAACCUCCAAGGUGUACAGUUCAUUCAUUUUGCAAGACACUCACUGCUUCUGACACUAGCACCCAUGGGGGUUUCUCUGUUCUUCGAAGACAUGCAGAUGAUUGUUUGCCACCACUGGAUAUGACUCAGCAGCCACCAUGGCAAGAAUUGGUCGCAACUGAUCUGCACGGCAAUGAAUGGCAUUUUAGACAUAUUUUUCGAGGGCAACCCAGGCGCCACUUACUGACCACUGGGUGGAGUGUCUUUGUCAGUUCCAAAAAGUUAGUGGCUGGUGAUGCAUUUAUAUUCUUAAGGGGUGAAAAUGGAGAGCUGCGAGUAGGGGUUAGGAGGCUCAUGAGACAGCAAAGCAACAUGCCAUCUUCUGUUAUUUCCAGUCACAGUAUGCAUCUGGGUGUUCUGGCCACUGCAUCUCAUGCCAUUGCCACAGGAACGUUGUUUUCUGUAUUUUACAAGCCCAGAACUAGCCGGUCUGAAUUUAUUGUGAGUGUCAACAAGUAUCUUGAAGCUCAAAAUCAUAAACUUUCUGUUGGGAUGAGAUUCAAAAUGAGAUUUGAGGGUGAUGAAGUUCCUGAAAGAAGGUUCAGUGGUACAAUUGUGGGUGUUGGAGAUAAUAAAUCUUCAGUCUGGACUGAUUCAGAGUGGCGAUCAUUAAAGGUUCAAUGGGAUGAACCAUCAUCUAUUUUGCGUCCUGAUAGAGUUUCUCCAUGGGAAUUGGAGCCACUUUUGUCUUCCCCUCCUACAAACACCCAGCCAUCCCAAAGAAACAAGAGAUCACGGCCUCCCAUUCUACCUUCAACAAUUCCUGAUUCUUCUCUGCAAGGUGUAUGGAAAUCACCAGUUGAUUCUGUGCCAUUCUCUUAUCGUGACCAUCAACAUGGGCGAGACAUCUUUCCAUCACCCAAAUUCAAUUCUACUACAACUGGCUUCCUUGGUUUUGGUGGGAAUUGUUCUGCUUCCAACAAAUCAAUAUAUUGGUCAAGUAGGACUGAAAACACGACAGAAUCUUUUUCACCUUUAGCACUUAAAGAAUCUGGAGAGAAAAGACAAGGGACUGCAAAUGGAUGUAGGCUCUUUGGGAUUCAGUUACUUGAUAAUUCUAAUGGGGAAGAGCUACCAAUGGUCGCUUUAUCAGGAAGGGUGGGUGAUGAUGGCCCCCUUCCAUCUUUGGAUGCUGACUCUGACCAGCAUUCUGAACCAUCAAAUAUUAAUCGAUCUGAUAUUCCUUCAGUAAGCUGUGAUGCUGAAAAAUCAUGCCUGCGGUCUCCCCAGGAGUCUCAGAGCAGGCAAAUAAGAAGCUGCACAAAGGUUCACAUGCAAGGUAUGGCUGUCGGAAGGGCUGUGGAUUUAACACGGUUUGAUGGAUAUGAGGAUCUGCUAAGGAAAUUGGAAGAAAUGUUUGACAUCAAGGAUGAGCUCUGUGGAUCCACCAAAAAAUGGCAGGUUGUGUACACUGAUAAUGAAGAUGAUAUGAUGAUGGUUGGGGAUGAUCCAUGGCUUGAGUUUUGUAGCAUUGUGAGGAAAAUUUUCAUUUACACUGCAGAGGAAGUAAAGAAGCUUUCACCCAAAAUUGGACUUCCAAUCAGUGAAGAAGUUAAACCCAGCAAAAUGGACUGUGAAGCAGUAGUCAAUCCCGAGGACCAGUCAUCUAUUGAAGUAGAACGUGAGAGAAACGAGUAUGGACAUGGCAAGCACUUCGUCAUGGCCUAUAGGAGAAAAAUGAGAAUGAACCUGGCAAACACUUCCUCAUUGCCUAGAAGGAGCAUGUCAUCUCUACAGGAACAGCAUGACAGCACCAAAGCAGAGGGUUGA